AUGGCUCUUGGAAUGGCUGGAAAUAGACUGAAUCCGGCGGCGAGCAAAUGUACGAGUCAAUCCCUCAGAAGCCAUAUACCUCUUGGAAAAGACCACCUUUCCGAGCUCGUCGCUAUUGAAGCAUUGAAUAUUGGGAGUUGA
This is a messenger RNA of Paracoccidioides lutzii Pb01, 141 nucleotides long. RefSeq lists its product as hypothetical. The record is from RefSeq and is a predicted model, not a curated record. Bases 1 to 141 code for a protein of 46 amino acids. The transcript is spliced from 2 exons.